GCAAUACAGAUUCAGUUUUUAGAGAGAGAAACAAACACUCACAGUUUUAGAGAGAGAGAGAGAGAGAGAGAGAGAGAAUGGCGCUGAGAUUGUCCUCACAACCUCUCUCAUCUUCUCAUUCAAAACUCACUACUUUCUUCUACAGCUCGAGAUUGGUCUCGAGACCUAGCUCUCUGCUUCAAUGGCGGCCGAGAAGCCUGGCGUUUCCUCGGCGGCGGAGUGCGGUGGUGACGCCUAGGGCGUGUGAGAAAUUGGAGGAGAAGAAUGUUCUGGAGACCGGAAUCGAGUGGGGGAAAGUGUCGGCGGUGUUGUUCGACAUGGACGGAGUGCUCUGUAACAGCGAAGAGCCGUCGAGAAUGGCUGCAGUUGAUGUGUUUGCUGAAAUGGGGGUCGAAGUUUCGGUCGAGGACUUCGUGCCUUUCAUGGGCACUGGUGAAGCAAACUUUUUAGGAGGUGUAGCUUCUGUGAAAGGUGUUGAAGGAUUCAACAUUGGGGCAGCAAAGAAAAGAUUUUUUGAGAUAUAUCUAGAUAAGUAUGCAAAGCCAAAUUCUGGAAUAGGAUUCCCUGGUGCCUUUGAACUCAUUAAUCAGUGUAAAAGCAAGGGGCUUAAAGUUGCUGUUGCAUCUAGUGCAGACCGCAUCAAGGUCGACGCAAAUUUGGCAGCUGCUGGUUUGCCAGUGUCUAUGUUUGAUGCUAUUGUGUCAGCAGAUGCAUUUGAGAAUUUGAAGCCUGCUCCUGAUAUUUUUUUGGCUGCCUCAAAGAUUUUGAAUGUGCCCACUAGUGAGUGUAUUGUUAUUGAAGAUGCAUUAGCUGGUGUGCAAGCUGCCAAAGCGGCUCAAAUGAGAUGUAUAGCUGUUACAACAACUUUAUCAGAAGAGACUCUAAAAACGGCUAGUCCAUCACUUAUCAGACAGGAGAUAGGAAGUGUUUCACUUGAUGACAUUCUCAGUGGUGGCUCAGACAGAACAGAGAGUAGGUCAUUCCCAGAUACAAAUUCUGCAAAUGAUAUGGCCUUUUCAAUUGGAGGAUUGCAGGGUUCAAGGCGAGAUAUUUUAAGAUAUGGAAGUUUGGGCAUUGCUAUCUCUUGUCUCGUUUUCACUAUUACUAACUGGAAGGCAAUGCAAUAUACAUCUCCAAAGGCCUUGUGGAAUUCGCUAUUUGGAGUUAGCACUCCGUCUUUUCAACAGAAUGAAGGUGUAUCCCGUUCUGCUAGAGUUCAACAAUUUGUGAACUAUAUAUCUGAUUUGGAAACCAGGGGAACUGCUCGUAUUGUGCCAGAGUUUCCAUCAAAACUUGAUUGGCUAAAUACCGUUCCCCUAAAGCUAAGCAGGGAUUUGAAAGGAAAAGUGGUUCUUCUGGAUUUUUGGACCUACUGCUGUAUAAAUUGUAUGCAUGUACUGCCAGAUCUAGAGUUUUUGGAGAAAAAAUACAAAGAUGUGCCGUUUACUGUUGUUGGAGUGCACUCUGCCAAGUUUGAUAAUGAGAAAGAUUUAGAAGCUAUUCGCAAUGCUGUCCUACGCUAUGGAAUCACUCACCCAGUUGUCAAUGACGGGGAUAUGUACUUGUGGCAUGAGCUAGGCAUCAAUUCGUGGCCAACAUUUGCAAUUGUUGGGCCCAACGGUAAGCUCCUUGCGCAAAUAUCAGGUGAAGGUCGCCGAAAGGAUCUUGACGAUUUAGUGGAAGCAGCUCUUCUGUUCUAUGGUGGAAGGAAGAUGUUGGACACAAAACCCAUCCCCUUGAGUUUGGAAAAGGACAAUGAUCCCCGUUUAUUGACAUCUCCCUUGAAAUUUCCUGGCAAGCUUGCAGUUGAUGUCCUCAACAACCGACUUUUCAUUUCAGAUAGUAACCAUAAUCGAAUAGUGGUAACUGACCUAGAUGGGAAUUUCAUUGUCCAAAUUGGGAGCACAGGAGAGGAAGGUUUUCGGGAUGGCAACUUUGAAGAUGCCACCUUCAAUCGGCCACAGGGUCUUGCUUAUGAUCCAAAGAAAAAUCUUCUUUAUGUAGCUGAUACUGAAAACCAUGCUUUAAGGGUGAUUGAUUUUGUUAAUGAGACAGUGCAGACUCUUGCUGGAAAUGGAACCAAAGGUUCCGACUAUAAAGGGGGAGGAAUGGGAGCCGCUCAGCUUCUCAAUUCUCCUUGGGAUGUCUGCUAUGAGCCAGUCAAUGGGAUUGUUUACAUUGCAAUGGCUGGGCAGCAUCAGAUUUGGGAACAUAAUACAUCUGAUGGGAUUACUAGAGCUUUUAGUGGUGAUGGUUAUGAAAGAAACUUGAAUGGUUCAAGCUCUACAAGCACAUCAUUUGCACAACCUUCUGGAAUUUCCUUAUCACCUGAUUUGAAGGAAGCAUAUAUUGCUGAUAGUGAAAGUAGCUCCAUUCGAGCACUUGAUCUGAAAACAGGAGGAUCAAGAUUACUAGCUGGUGGUGAUCCAGUUUUCUCAGACAAUUUGUUCAGGUUUGGAGAUCAUGAUGGAGCAGGAUCUGAAGUACUUCUUCAACAUCCAUUGGGUGUCUUAUGUGGGAAGGAUGGUCAAAUUUAUAUAGCAGAUUCUUAUAAUCACAAGAUUAAGAGGUUGGAUCCAGCUAGUAAAAGAGUGUAUACUAUAGCAGGUACAGGCAAUGCUGGUUUCAAGGAUGGGAAGGCCCUAGUAGCUCAGCUCUCAGAGCCAUCAGGAAUCAUUGAGGCACAAAAUGGAAGACUUCUCAUAGCUGACACAAACAAUAGUUUAAUUAGAUAUCUAGACCUGAACAAGGAAGAAGCUGAACUUCUUACUUUAGAGCUGAAAGGAGUUCAGCCUCCGACACCGAAAUCCCAAUCUUUAAGGCGCCUUAGAAGGCGAUCAUCAGCAGAUACAGAUACCGUUACAGUUGAUGGCGGUUCAUCCAAUGAGGGCAAUUUGUACGUCAAAAUAUCGAUACCUGAAGGGUACCAUUUCUCAAAGGAAGCACGCAGCAAGUUUAGUGUUGAAAUUGAGCCAGAAAAUCAAAUGGUUAUUGACCCUGUGGAUGGGUAUCUCAGCCCAGAAGGAUCUGCGUCGCUUCAUUUUAGAAGACCAUCCCCUUCAGCUUCCAUGGGGAGAAUUAAUUGCAAGGUUUACUACUGUAAGGAGGAUGAGAUCUGCUUGUACCAGUCUCUUGCCUUUGAGGUACCAUUUCAAGAGGUAACUCCAGACUCAACCCCAGCAGAAAUUACACUGGCGUAUCUUGUGAAGCCCAAAACCUCCACUGGCAGCUCAUUGCUACCAGUUGUUCGAUGAUUAUGUAGAUUUGUAUAUGAGGUAAAUCUCGUCAACAGUUCCUCCUUUAUCAGUUCUAUUACAAAAUUAUUAUCUUCAAUGGAUCGUGCGGUUGGUUACAAUAGGUUGAAGAAAUUUAUGUAAUUACAGCGAUGAAGCUAAUAUCUAUUUGCUCAAACUUCUUACUUCCUUUUUAUCUUUUUGUAGUUUUCAUUAAAAUUGUAAUUUGAAACCAUAUAAUAUAGAUUGUCAUUGCUUAGAGAAGGAAUAUGCAGAGCACACCUACCUGUUCGAACAUUUCAUUUUGUUCCUGGUUAACAGGACUUAUGCUGGACUGAUUAGAAAUUUUUCAGAAUAAUCUAAUAGCUUCGUAAA
Molecule: messenger RNA, 3608 nt
Organism: Camellia sinensis
Lineage: Eukaryota; Viridiplantae; Streptophyta; Magnoliopsida; Ericales; Theaceae
Source: RefSeq, a predicted model, not a curated record